Molecule: messenger RNA, 516 nt
Organism: Bipolaris maydis ATCC 48331
Lineage: Eukaryota; Fungi; Ascomycota; Dothideomycetes; Pleosporales; Pleosporaceae
Source: RefSeq, a predicted model, not a curated record
GCUCCUAUCCGUGCAGUACUAGAAGAUUUUGAGUGGGUCUUCGUUCAAGGCACCCUCCCUCUAUACACAUACUACAACCCUUUCGACCCCCAAUCUAUCAUACAAACUCAUGAAGAGUUACUCCACAUCAUACGAAGCCAUGGUCCCUUCGAUGGUGUUUUCGCCUACUCUGGCGGAGCAGCACUAGCAGCUGAGCUCCUCAUUGAAGCUGCUCGUUCUGAAUCAGCUGUCGAGCCUCUAUUCCGCUUCGCCGUGUUCGUGAACGGCGCAUCGCCAUUACGUGUCUUCGAAGUCGACGAUGUCGACACAGUGAAUGGUCACGUUGACGUAUCGCAAACAUUUCAACAGGCAAAAGAGAUGUUUCUUCGACCUAGCGCACUACGACACAAGCCUGGUGUCAGUGAGGAAGAUCAGGUGGAUCAUAAGAAAUUGCUCGGACUCUUGAGCAGACUACAAGGGAAAAUGAUGUCAGAUGGGACUGCUUUUCUGACCGACGGUACUUAUGGAUUGUGUCGG